AUGGUCCUACUUCUUUUUGUGUCCUGUCUGAUUUUUUCCUACCUGACCUUCUCCUGGUUAAAAAUCUGGAAGACCAUGAUGGACUCCAGCCUGGUCACCAAGAGCAAAUCCCGAGCAAGCUUCAUUCAGAGCCAGGAGCCCUUUCCAGCCUCAGACAGCUCAGGGGAGCGGUUGCAGAAAAAUGACGACUACAGCUCACUGCCAAAGACGCCUAAAGAGGCCGAGCCAGCCUCCCUUAAAGAAUUCAAAGAUGCCUCUCAGCGGAGAACUUCCCGGCCACCUCCACACCAGAAGGCCCUGAGAAACCCCUCUUCCUCCAAUGACUUGUCGGCCUCCCCAGAACUCCAAGCCAAUGGGACAGUGACCACAGCUCCAGAAACCAAUGGCCUGUCCUCCCUGGCCAGGCUCCAGGGCCAGCAAGCCAGGUCCUCCUCCAAAGAAGACAAGAAGCAGGCUCACAUCAAGAGGCAGCUGAUGACCAACUUCAUCCUGGGUUCCUUUGAUGACAACUCCUCUGACGAAGACCCCGGCGCCAGCUCGUUCCGAGAAUCUUCCCAGAAGGGCAGCCGGGCCAGCCUGGCGACCCUGUCCCUAGAUGCUGCUCCGACUGCAGGCGAACCUGAUACCACUGUCCCUACUAUGAGGCCAAGCAUGUCAGGACUCCACCUGGUGAAGAGGGGCCGUGAGCACAAAAAGCUGGAUCUGCACAGAGACUUUACCGUGGCUUCCCCAGCUGAGUUCAUCACACGCUUUGGGGGGAAUCGGGUCAUCGAGAAGGUCCUCAUUGCCAACAAUGGCAUCGCCGCCGUCAAGUGCAUGCGCUCCAUCCGCAGGUGGGCCUACGAGAUGUUCCGCAAUGAGCGGGCCAUCCGCUUUGUGGUCAUGGUGACCCCUGAGGACCUCAAGGCCAAUGCAGAGUACAUCAAGAUGGCGGAUCAGUAUGUCCCUGUCCCAGGUGGGCCCAAUAACAACAACUAUGCCAACGUGGAGCUGAUCGUGGACAUUGCCAAGAGAAUCCCCGUGCAGGCGGUGUGGGCUGGCUGGGGCCAUGCUUCUGAAAACCCCAAACUUCCGGAGCUCCUGCACAAGCAUGGGAUUGCUUUUCUAGGCCCUCCCAGUGAGGCCAUGUGGGCCCUGGGAGAUAAGAUCGCAUCUACCAUUGUGGCCCAGACGCUGCAGAUCCCAACCCUGCCCUGGAGUGGAAGCGGGCUGAUGGUGGAGUGGGCAGAGGAUGGUCUGCAAAAGGGCAAAAUGAUCAGCGUCCCAGAAGAUAUUUACGACAAAGGUUGUGUGAAAGACGUGGAUGAGGGUUUGGCGGUAGCAGAGAAAGUUGGUUUUCCACUGAUGAUCAAAGCUUCUGAAGGCGGUGGAGGGAAAGGAAUCCGGAAGGCCGAGAGUCCGGAGGAUUUCCCAAUUCUUUUUAGACAAGUGCAGAGCGAGAUCCCAGGCUCCCCCGUCUUUCUCAUGAAGUUGGCCCAGCACGCCCGCCACCUGGAGGUCCAGAUUCUCGCUGACCAGUACGGAAAUGCCGUAUCUCUAUUUGGCCGCGACUGCUCCAUCCAGCGGCGGCACCAGAAGAUCAUUGAGGAGGCCCCAGCCACCAUCGCCACCCCGGCCGUGUUUGAGAUCAUGGAGCAGUGUGCUGUCCGCCUGGCCAAGGCUGUGGGUUACGUGAGCGCGGGGACCGUUGAGUACCUCUAUAGCCAGGACGGCAGCUUCCAUUUCCUGGAGCUGAAUCCCCGCCUGCAGGUAGAACAUCCCUGCACAGAAAUGAUCGCCGACGUCAACCUGCCGGCCGCCCAGCUACAGAUUGCCAUGGGCGUGCCGCUGCACCGGCUGAAGGAUAUCCGGCUUUUGUAUGGAGAGUCGCCAUGGGGGGUGACACCUAUUUCUUUUGAGACCCCUGCCAACCCUCCCCUGGCCCGAGGCCAUGUCAUUGCUGCCAGAAUCACCAGUGAAAACCCGGAUGAGGGUUUUAAGCCAAGCUCCGGGACGGUCCAGGAACUGAAUUUCCGCAGCAACAAGAACGUGUGGGGUUACUUCAGUGUGGCUGCUGCCGGUGGCUUACAUGAGUUCGCCGACUCCCAGUUUGGGCACUGCUUCUCCUGGGGAGAGAACCGGGAAGAGGCCAUUUCGAACAUGGUGAUGGCUUUGAAGGAAUUGUCCAUCCGGGGAGACUUCAGGACCACCGUGGAGUAUCUCAUUAACCUCCUGGAGACCGAGAGCUUCCAGAACAACGACAUCGACAAUGAGUGGUUAGACCACCUCAUCGCCCAGAAAGUACAGGCCGAGAAACCGGAUGUCAUGCUCGGGGUAGUGUGCGGAGCCUUGAAUGUGGCAGAUGCCAUGUUCAGAACCUGCAUGACGGAUUUCUUACACUCACUUGAAAGGGGCCAGGUUCUCCCAGCAGAUUCUCUGCUGAACAUUGUGGAUGUGGAGUUAAUUUACGGAGGCAUUAAGUAUAUUCUCAAGGUGGCCCGCCAGUCUCUGACCAUGUUCGUGCUCAUCAUGAACGGCUGUCACAUCGAGAUCGACGCCCACCGGCUGAACGAUGGCGGGCUGCUGCUGUCUUACAAUGGGAACAGCUACACCACCUACAUGAAAGAAGAGAUGGACAGUUACCGAGUUACCAUCGGCAACAAGACGUGUGUGUUUGAGAAGGAGAACGACCCAACGGUCCUGAGAUCCCCCUCGGCUGGGAAGCUGAUACAGUACACGGUGGAGGAUGGGGGCCAUGUCGAGGCUGGGAGCAGCUAUGCUGAGAUGGAGGUGAUGAAGAUGAUCAUGACCCUGACCGUACAGGAGAGUGGCCAGGUGAAGUACAUCAAGCGCCCAGGAGCCAUGCUGGAAGCGGGCUGCGUGGUGGCCAGGCUGGAGCUCGAUGACCCUUCCAAAGUGCACCCGGCUGAGCCAUUCACUGGGGAGCUCCCUGCCCAGCCCACUCUGCCCAUCCUCGGAGAGAAACUGCACCAGGUUUUUCACAACGUCCUGGAAAACUUGACCAAUGUCAUGAGUGGCUAUUGUCUGCCAGAACCUAUUUUCAGCAUCAAACUGAAGGAGUGGGUGCAGAAGCUCCUGAUGACCCUCCGGCACCCGUCGCUGCCGCUGCUGGAGCUGCAGGAGAUCAUGACCAGUGUGUCAGGCCGCAUCCCCGCCCCCGUGGAGAAGGCUGUGCGCAGGGUGAUGGCCCAGUACGCCAGCAACAUCACCUCCGUGCUGUGCCAGUUCCCCAGCCAGCAGAUAGCCACCAUCCUAGACUGCCACGCAGCCACUCUGCAGCGCAAGGCCGACCGCGAGGUCUUCUUCAUGAACACCCAGAGCAUUGUGCAGCUGGUACAGAGGUACCGCAGCGGGACCCGCGGCUAUAUGAAAGCGGUGGUAUUGGAUCUCCUGCGAAGAUAUUUGCGUGUCGAGCACCAUUUCCAACAAGCCCACUACGACAAGUGUGUGAUAAACCUCAGGGAGCAGUUCAAGCCAGACAUGUCGCGGGUGCUGGACUGCAUCUUCUCCCACGCGCAGGUGGCCAAGAAGAACCAGCUGGUGAUCAUGUUGAUCGAUGAACUCUGUAGUCCAGACCCUGCCCUGUCAGACGAGCUGACCUCCAUCCUCAACGAGCUCACUCAGCUGAGCAAAAGCGAGCACUGCAAAGUGGCCCUCAGAGCCAGACAGGUCCUGAUUGCCUCCCACCUCCCCUCCUAUGAGCUGAGACACAACCAGGUGGAGUCCAUUUUCCUGUCCGCCAUUGACAUGUACGGCCACCAGUUCUGCCCAGAAAACCUCAAGAAACUAAUACUUUCAGAAACGACCAUCUUUGAUGUCCUGCCCGCUUUCUUCUAUCACGCCAACAAAGUCGUUUGCAUGGCAUCUCUGGAGGUGUAUGUGCGGAGGGGCUACAUCGCCUAUGAGUUGAACAGCCUGCAGCACCGGCAGCUCCCCGAUGGCACCUGCGUGGUGGAAUUCCAGUUCAUGCUGCCCUCCUCCCACCCAAACAGGAUGUCCAUGCCCAUCAGUGUCACCAACCCUGACCUGAUGAGGCACAGCACGGAGCUCUUCAUGGACAGCGGCUUCUCCCCGCUGUGCCAGCGGAUGGGGGCCAUGGUCGCCUUCCAGAGAUUCGAGGAUUUCAUCAGGAACUUUGAUGAAGUGAUCUCCUGCUUCGCCAAUGUGCCCAAGGACAUCCCCCUCUUCAGCAAGGCCCAAACCUCCCUGUACUCGGACGAUGAUGGCAAGAGCACCAGGGAAGAGCCCAUCCAUAUCCUGAACGUGGCCCUCCAGUCUGCAGACCACCUGGAGGACGAGGAGCUGGUGCCGAUCUUCCGGACGUUUGUGCAGUCCAAGAGAAAUAUCCUUGUGGAUUAUGGACUCCGAAGAAUCACAUUCCUGAUUGCCCAAAAGAAAGAAUUUCCCAAGUUUUUCACAUUCAGAGCAAGAGACAAGUUUGCGGAAGACCGCAUUUACCGUCACCUGGAGCCCGCGCUGGCCUUCCAGCUGGAGCUCAGCCGGAUGCGAAACUUCGACCUGACCGCCGUGCCCUCUGCCAACCACAAGAUGCACCUUUACCUGGGCGCAGCCAAGGUGAAAGAAGGUGCGGAAGUGACGGACCACAGGUUCUUCAUCCGGGCCAUCAUCAGGCACUCGGACCUGAUUACAAAGGAAGCGUCCUUCGAGUACCUGCAGAACGAGGGCGAGCGGCUGCUCCUGGAAGCCAUGGACGAGCUGGAGGUGGCAUUCAACAACACCAGCGUGCACACGGACUGCAACCACAUCUUCCUCAACUUCGUGCCCACCGUCAUCAUGGACCCCUGCAAGAUUGAGGAGUCGGUGCGCUCCAUGGUCAUGCGCUAUGGCAGCCGGUUGUGGAAACUCCGAGUGCUACAGGCUGAGGUCAAGAUCAACAUCCGCCAGACCACCACCGGCGUGGCCUUUCCCAUCCGCCUGUUCAUCACCAACGAGUCGGGCUACUACCUGGACAUCAGCCUCUACAGAGAAGUGACCGACUCCAGAUCCGGAAACAUCCUGUUUCAUUCCUUUGGCAACAAACAAGGGCCCCAGCACGGGAUGCUGAUCAACACGCCCUACGUAACCAAGGACCUGCUGCAGGCCAAACGAUUCCAGGCCCAGUCCCUGGGAACCACUUACGUGUACGACUUUCCAGAAAUGUUUAGGCAGGCACUCUUUAAACUCUGGGGCUGCCCGGAGAUAUACCCCAAAGACAUCCUGACGUACACUGAGCUGGUGCUGGACUCGCAGGGGCAUCUGGUAGAGAUGAACCGACUUCCGGGAGGAAAUGAGGUGGGCAUGGUGGCCUUCAAAAUGCGGUUUAAGACCCGAGAAUAUCCGGAAGGGCGGGACGUGAUUGUCAUCGGCAAUGACAUCACAUUCCGCAUCGGGUCCUUUGGCCCCGGAGAAGACCUUCUGUAUCUGCGGGCGUCUGAGAUGGCCCGGGCAGAGGGCAUCCCCAAAAUCUACCUCGCAGCCAACAGUGGGGCCCGCAUCGGCCUCGCAGAGGAGAUCAAGCACAUGUUCCAGGUGGCUUGGGUGGACCCCAAAGACCCGCACAAAGGAUUUAAAUACCUGUACCUGACCCCACAAGACUACACCAAGAUCAGCCCCCUGAACUCUGUCCACUGUAAACACAUCGAGGAAGGAGGAGAAUCCAGAUACAUGGUCACAGACAUCAUUGGGAAGGAUGAUGGCCUGGGUGUGGAGAAUCUCAGGGGCUCGGGCACAAUUGCUGGGGAGUCCUCUCGGGCCUACGAGGAGAUCGUUACCAUCAGCUUGGUGACCUGCCGAGCCCUGGGCAUUGGGGCCUACUUGGUGAGGCUGGGCCAGCGUGUGAUCCAGGUGGAAAACUCCCACAUCAUCCUGACGGGAGCAGGGGCUCUCAACAAGGUCCUGGGAAGAGAGGUUUACACAUCCAACAACCAAUUGGGCGGUGUGCAGAUCAUGUGUUACAAUGGCGUCUCUCACAUCACUGUGCCUGACGAUUUUGAGGGGGUUUAUACUAUCCUGGAGUGGCUGUCCUAUAUGCCAAAGGAUAAUCAUAGCCCAGUCCCUAUCAUCACUCCCACUGACCCCACUGACAGAGAAAUUGAAUUCUACCCAUCCAGAGCUCCUUAUGACCCCCGGUGGAUGCUUGCAGGAAGGCCUCACCCAACUCAGAAGGGGGCCUGGCAGAGUGGCUUCUUCGACCAGGGCAGUUUCAGGGAGAUCAUGGCGCCCUGGGCCCAGACCGUGGUGACGGGACGAGCAAGGCUGGGGGGCAUCCCUGUUGGAGUGAUCGCUGUGGAGACGCGGACUGUAGAGGCAGUGGUCCCUGCGGACCCUGCCAACCUGGACUCCGAAGCCAAGAUCAUCCAGCAGGCAGGCCAGGUGUGGUUCCCAGACUCAGCCUAUAAGACGGCCCAGGCCAUCAAGGAUUUCAACCGGGAGAAGCUGCCCCUGAUGAUCUUUGCCAACUGGAGGGGGUUCUCCGGUGGCAUGAAAGACAUGUACGACCAGGUGCUGAAGUUUGGGGCAUACAUUGUGGACAGCCUCAGGCAAUACAAACAGCCCGUCCUGAUCUACAUCCCACCCUACGCGGAGCUCCGGGGAGGCUCCUGGGUCGUGGUGGACUCCACCAUCAACCCCCUGUGCAUAGAAAUGUAUGCAGACAAAGAGAGCAGGGGGGGCGUUCUGGAGCCAGAGGGCACCGUGGAGAUUAAGUUCCGAAAUAAAGAACUGAUAAAGGCCAUGAGAAGGAUGGACCCAGCUUGCCAGAAGCUCAUUGAACAACUAGGGGUGUCCGAUCUCUCCGACAAGGACCGCAAGGACCUAGAGAGCCAGCUGAAGGCCCGAGAGGACCUGCUGCUCCCCAUCUACCACCAGGUGGCAGUGCAGUUCGCUGACCUGCAUGACACACCGGGCAGGAUGCUGGAGAAGGGAGUCAUCUCCGACAUCCUGGAGUGGAAGACGGCGCGCGAGUUUUUGUACUGGCGCCUGCGCCGCCUGCUGCUGGAGGACCAGGUCAAGCAGGAGAUCCUGCAGGCCAGCGGGGAGCUGAGCCACGUGCACGCACAGUCCAUGCUGCGCCGCUGGUUCAUGGAGACUGAGGGGGCUGUCAAGGCCUACCUGUGGGACAACAACCAGGUGGUGGUGCAGUGGCUGGAGCAGCACUGGCAGCGGGGGGACGGCCUGCACUCCACCAUCCGCGAGAACAUCAAGUACCUGAAGCGCGACUUUGUCCUCAAGACCAUCCGAAGCCUGGUCCAGGAGAACCCCGAGGUGGCCAUGGACUGCAUCAUCCACUUGAGCCAGCACAUCAGCCCAGCUGAGCGGGCCCAGGUCAUCCACCUCCUGUCUACCAUGGACAGCCCACCCUCCACGUGA
This is a messenger RNA of Trichechus manatus latirostris (Florida manatee), 7368 nucleotides long. RefSeq names its product acetyl-CoA carboxylase beta (gene ACACB). The transcript has 52 exons. Bases 1 to 7368 code for a protein of 2455 amino acids. Lineage: Eukaryota; Metazoa; Chordata; Mammalia; Sirenia; Trichechidae. The record is from RefSeq and is a predicted model, not a curated record. Gene Ontology annotation, biological process: fatty acid biosynthetic process. Gene Ontology annotation, cellular component: mitochondrion. Gene Ontology annotation, molecular function: ATP binding; acetyl-CoA carboxylase activity; metal ion binding.